CAAGAAGAAGUCACUUUAUUCAUACCUGUAUAUAUACACAUGCAGAUCAACUACUCUGUCCUUCACCAUAUAAAUACAUCUCUUAAACCUACUUUCCUCCCAUCUUCCUUUCUCACCGUUUCUUUGUUUUAUUUAGCAUUGAAACAUCGGUCAAAUUCACCUUAUUCCUCUUCCAAAAAUGAAUAUCCUAAUCGAACACAACCCUUCGAGCAUAAGGUUAUCUGACCUUGGAGUCAUGUCAUGGCCUAAAUGGUCAUGUCAGCCGGGGAAAUAUGCAUUGGUGUUUGAAGAAAGUGAGACUUGCUAUUUGGUGAAGGGAAAAGUGAAGGUGUAUGCAAAAGAGUCAUCAGACUUUGUAGAGUUUGGUGCAGGAGACCUUGUGACCAUCCCCAAGGGACUUAGCUGCACUUGGGACGUAUCACUUUUCGUCGACAAGCACUACAAGUUCGAUCCUCCUACUUCGUUAUAAUGUUUUCCUACUCACGAUCUAGUUCUGGGUUAGACUUUAUCACCAUGAAGCAUAUAAGACUCUGUAUUAACCACUUAUAGAAGAAUUACCCAAAAGACAACGCUUAGGAUACGUACAAAGCCCCUCCUAGAUUAUGUUUUCAGAUGUAACCCCUCCUAGUUUUGGGUUAGACUUUAUCACCAUGAAGCAUAUAAGACUCUGUAUUAAUCACUUAUAGAAGAAUUACCAAAAAGACAACGCUUAGGAUACGUACAAAGCCCCUCCUAGAUUAUGUUUUCAGAUGUAACUUCUGUCAUUGAACAAAGAAUAUGCCAUUAUACGCUUCAGUUUGAAACUCAUUCAUCCAGACAACAGUAUACAAGAUUGCCAAGAACCCCUGGAAAGAAAAGUAAAUCACACGGUUUAUGGGCACACCAUCAGUUCUACAUCCUUAAAGUAGAGCUCUCUAGCUAGUUCAAAGAGACUAAGGUACAUGUAUUCCUAAGCUUCUGAAGCUGAAGUAACCAAACUGUAAUCUCAUUUUCUGCUACAAUUUGCAUAAUUCGAUGGAAGUUAGUGAAACAUCAUGGUUUUCAGUGUACUGUAUCACUCAUUGCUAACUAAAGGAUUCCCAAUAAAC
Thlaspi arvense is the source of this 1088-nucleotide messenger RNA. The record is from the annotation of a GenBank genome assembly. Lineage: Eukaryota; Viridiplantae; Streptophyta; Magnoliopsida; Brassicales; Brassicaceae.